Messenger RNA from Sphenostylis stenocarpa, 1074 nucleotides. The record is from the annotation of a GenBank genome assembly. Lineage: Eukaryota; Viridiplantae; Streptophyta; Magnoliopsida; Fabales; Fabaceae.
AUGUCCUCCUUCCUCCACCAGAGAACUCUCCAGAACCCCUUCUCCAACCCAUUCCCCGUUUCAGCUCCAUCUUCAGCCAAUUCCAAGAGACCCUUCUCCUCCAUUCUGGGUCCCACAACCCUCCUUGCUCUCCUCUCUCUCGUAGUCAUAGUUGGCGUCUUCUGCCCCUGGGUCAGCAUGCCCCAAGGUUUCUCCUUCACUUCAACUUCAACCUCAGAUUCCAAAUGGGGCCACUACACACUGGAACAAGCGCUCCCCUUCGUCGCCAAAAAUGGCUCCGUCAUAGUCUGCAUUGUGAGCCAACCCUACUUGCCCUUCCUCAACAACUGGUUGAUUAGCAUAACCAUGCAGAAACGCCAGGAUAUGGUCCUUGUCAUUGCCGAGGACUACGCCUCGCUGGACCGAGUCAAUGAUCUUUGGCCUGGCCACGCUGUUCUCAUCCCUCCCGUGCUUGAUGCUGAAGCUGCCCAUAAGUUUGGCUCUCAGGGUUUCUUCAACUUUACAGCCAGGAGGCCUAACCAUCUGCUGAAGAUUUUGGAGCUUGGAUAUAGCGUGAUGUACAAUGAUGUUGAUAUGGUUUGGUUGGCUGAUCCAUUUCCUUAUCUUCUAGGGAACCAUGAUGUGUACUUUACUGAUGAUAUGACUGCAAUCAAAGCAUUGAAUCAUUCCCACGAUUUACCACCACCAGGAAGAAAGGGUCGUCCUUACAUUUGUAGUUGCAUGAUUUUCCUCCGCCCUACCAAUGGAGCAAAACUAGUUUUGAAAAAGUGGAUUGAGGAACUUCAGAUUCAACCAUGGUCUAAAACUGUGAAAUCUAAUGAUCAGCCUGCUUUUAACUGGGCUUUAAUGAAGAUUGCUAAAGAGGUAGAUUUGUACCUGCUUCCACAGGCAGCAUUCCCUACAGGCGGAUUAUAUUUCAAGAACAAGACAUGGGUCAAGGAAACUAAAGGAAUGCAUGUUAUCAUUCAUAAUAACUAUAUCGUUGGCUUUGAGAAGAAAAUAAAGCGGUUUCGUGACUAUGGCUUCUGGUUGGUGGAUGAUCAUGCACACGAGUCCCCUCUAGGUGGAUUAUGA